AUGCGAGAUAUGAGCCAUCACGUCGUACCUUCCCCGAAGUGGAUGUAUGACGACUAUUCGGCCGUUUGCGAGGAUCAUGAUCGCGGCCACGAGCCUUACAAAAAGGAUUUCCAGCCCUCGUGUCCAAGUACGGCUGCGGGACAUAGGCUCUGUUCCGUGUCCGAGACCAGCAUCUCUUUUUCUAAGAAAUCUUACGCUCGAAUAUCGGUGCAAAACCUAAGCGGCUUGGAGGUAAACUAUGCGUUCAAACCACCUAAAUACUGGCCAUAUUACAUUUCUGCCAGCAAAGGAAGCAUUCCGGCGUUCGGGAAAAUCGAGUUGGCCGUCUGGCCACAUCGUGAAUUCAAAAUUCCUCAGGAUGUGGAAUUUAUUCUGCUUUUUAAAGAUACGCGAGGCCAGGAACAAUCUGUCCUAAUGCAUCUCCAUCUCUCGCCGGGGGACAUUCAUCGGUUUGCUUCACACAAGAUGCUGAACGUGUUGCGCACUCAUUUCAACGAAGAGGAGACGGCUCAAGUGCCCUGCGAUGCUCAAAAAAGACAUGCCGUCGAGCAAUCCGUGGAUUUGGAGAGAGAGCGAAGCUUGAACGUGAUUGAGUUCUAUCCAGUUGUCGUUUUUUGCAUUGGAUUGUACAUGCUCAACGUCUCGAUUCGCAUUCCCUAUGUUUCCAUCUACGUGCGAAAGCCUAGUUUGAUUUACUUUUUUGGAUUUGUUUUUGGGUUCCUCGCAAUCAAGUACAUCCGGUCCACCAUGAAGAGACUGGUCAACUCUAGAGAAGCGGGUCUAGACUAA
Messenger RNA from Schistocerca gregaria, 789 nucleotides. RefSeq lists its product as uncharacterized. The transcript has 3 exons. The record is from RefSeq and is a predicted model, not a curated record. The coding region runs from base 1 to 789 and encodes 262 amino acids. NCBI's taxonomy places the organism in Eukaryota, Metazoa, Arthropoda, Insecta, Orthoptera, Acrididae.